GCUAGACAAUUGAACAGUUGAAACUUUUGCCUACAGCUAGAAUCCCCGACCAAACGCCAAUCUUCCUUAAACCGUAUCUUUUCACUUUUGUAGCAUUGGCACAGCACAUUUUAACAUCUAAAUUGAACAUAGUAUUGUUCAGCUACAUAAUUUGCCACCUCAUAGUGUUAUUCUAAACUCAUGGCUUGGCCUUGUGUGUGUGCGAGUUUGACAUCAGUGAUGUUGGGAUUGGUGGUGUUGAGUUUAGCUUCACAAAGUUGCUAUGGUUUGGGCACAUUUGGGUUUGACAUACACCACAGGUUCUCGGAUCCUGUUAAGGGGAUUCUAGGAAUUGAUGAUGUUCCUGAAAAGGGAACUCCUGAAUACUAUGCUGUUAUGUCUCACAGAGAUCGCAUAUUCCGGGGCCGGAGACUCGCCGCCGGCCACCACACUCCUCUCACUUUCGCCGCCGGCAAUGAAACUCUCCGGAUUAAUUCCUUAGGAUUUUUGCAUUUUGCCAAUGUUUCUGUUGGGUCACCACCUUUAUGGUUUUUGGUAGCUUUGGAUACAGGGAGUGACUUGUUUUGGAUACCUUGUAAUUGUACCAGUUGUGUCACCGGUUUGAGGACACUAAGUGGAAAGACAAUUAAGUUUAAUAUCUAUGACCCUGAUAAGUCAUCUACAAGCCAAAAAGUUUCAUGCAACAAUAGCAGCUUUUGUAAACAAAGACAGUGUCCUUCAUCUGGCAGCAGUUGCCGAUAUCAGGUUGACUAUCUUUCAAAUGGUACUUCAUCCAGUGGAUUGUUGGUACAGGAUGUGUUGCACUUAAUUACAGAUGAUGAUCAAACAAAAGAGGCUGACACAAGAAUCACUUUUGGUUGUGGCCAAGUUCAAACUGGUGUGUUUCUAAGUGGAGCAGCUCCAAAUGGUCUAUUUGGACUUGGAAUGGAUAAUAUAUCUGUUCCUAGCAUCUUAGCCAAAGAAGGGCUUAUUUCAAAUUCUUUUUCAAUGUGUUUUGGAUCUGACGGUUCUGGAAGAAUCACUUUUGGGGAUACUGGCGGCCCCAACCAAGGAAAAACACCAUUCAACAUCAGGACAUUGCAUCCAACUUACAACAUCACCAUAACCCAAAUUAUUGUGGGAGAUAGUGUUGCUGAUCUCGAGUUUCACGCAAUUUUUGACUCUGGUACCUCGUUUACAUACAUAAAUGACCCAGCUUAUACACUACUUGGUGAGAAGUUCAAUUCACUUGUCAAAGCAAAUCGGCAUUCAUCUCAAUCACCUGAUUCGAAUAUCCCUUUUGAGUAUUGUUAUGACAUAAGUCCAAAUCAGACAAUUGAAGUUCCCUUUUUGAAUUUAACGAUGAAAGGUGGAGACGAUUAUUAUGUCAUGAAACCCAUAAUACUAGUUGAUAGUGAGAAAGAAGGAAACCUUCUUUGUUUGGGAAUCCAGAAAAGUAACAGCGUUAAUAUCAUCGGACAAAACUUCAUGACUGGUUACAAAAUAGUCUUCGAUCGUGACAACAUGAAUCUUGGUUGGAAGGAAUCUAAUUGUUAUGACGAUGUGCUGUCGAAUACAUCACCAGUUCCAUCGCACUCUCCUGCUGUUUCUCCUGCUCUCGCUGUGGAUCCCGUGGCUACAUCAAAUCCAUCGAUUAAUCCACCUAAUCGAUCAUUCAGGAUUAAACCUACUUUAACAUUUAUGAUGGUCGUUUUUCCACUUUUAGCAAUUUUUUGAGCAUUCGUCUGUCCAUUCCAUCAUGUAUUAUUUUUUUAAGUUGAUCACACGUGAAGCAUAUUGCUUCGCUUGAUUUCAGUCAUAAUAGCUUCUGAUGGGCUUGUAAAUAAUGUACCCAGCAUAGUCGUAAAAUUGAGAAAUUUUGGUUCUUAUAUGAUACGUUAUUAUAGCAUAGUUAUAAUACGGUUCUUGUAUCAA
Cajanus cajan (pigeon pea) is the source of this 1914-nucleotide messenger RNA. RefSeq names its product aspartyl protease family protein 1. The record is from RefSeq and is a predicted model, not a curated record. Gene Ontology annotation, molecular function: aspartic-type endopeptidase activity. Lineage: Eukaryota; Viridiplantae; Streptophyta; Magnoliopsida; Fabales; Fabaceae. Gene Ontology annotation, biological process: proteolysis.